Symbiodinium sp. CCMP2592 is the source of this 741-nucleotide messenger RNA. NCBI's taxonomy places the organism in Eukaryota, Dinophyceae, Suessiales, Symbiodiniaceae. The record is from the annotation of a GenBank genome assembly.
AUGCGAGCCCAAGAGAUCCCGCCAAGCCUUGUGGCCUACAAUGCGACGAUGGCCACCUGUGAGAGCAGCAGCCAAUGGGAGAGGACUCUGUCACUCUUCCAGACCCUGCGUGACGACGGGCUACAGCCAACACAGGUGAGUGGUGAUGUUCUGCAGAUGGCGUGUGAAGCCGACUCGAAAUGGCGAUUUGCAGUGGAGCUGGCCGUGAGGACCCCAUAUGGCUCUGCUGGGGCUGCAGGCCUCGUGAGCUGCUGCGAAGCGGCUUUGGCAGCUGGCCCAGCGAUACGGGCAGUGCCUUCUGUCGCCGGGAAGGUUUCAGAACAGCUGCAGCGCCAGAACACCUCCAGCUUGUUCGUGGUUUUCCGGCACUCCGUGGUACAACUGCUGCUCCAGAGCUCUGUGCUUUGGUGGCGUCUUCUUUCGAGACUGCAGACAGCCCUGGAGGAGGGUCUUCUUGCCAACAUCGUGCUGAAUUCCGCUGCAGCUCGGGUGCUCCUCUCUGAGUCCUCGGCCUCUGGCGGCAUCGUUCCCGGGGACCGCGCGUGUCAGGAGCUCGCCAGUGCCCAUUGGCUUCCCCGAGCUCCUCGUAUGGGGCUGCUGCCCGUGGUCCUGGAAUCUGCAUCCGUGACAAGUGGCGAUUGGUCCAUAGCUAUGGGACCGGAGAUGGUUUGGCCUUCUCUGUCUGAUCAGGCGAGGAGGCAGCACGGCAUUCGUGGAACCCGAGAAAUCGCCGUCUCCUGA